This is a messenger RNA of Betta splendens (Siamese fighting fish), 3942 nucleotides long. Its product is annotated as cytosolic carboxypeptidase 4. The record is from RefSeq and is a predicted model, not a curated record. Gene Ontology annotation, molecular function: metallocarboxypeptidase activity; zinc ion binding. Gene Ontology annotation, biological process: protein side chain deglutamylation; proteolysis; C-terminal protein deglutamylation. Bases 128 to 3418 code for a protein of 1096 amino acids. NCBI's taxonomy places the organism in Eukaryota, Metazoa, Chordata, Actinopteri, Anabantiformes, Osphronemidae. The transcript has 27 exons.
UCCAAUGCAAAAGUGUGUGGGUCACAGGAGAAGAGAAGCACAGCAGUGGAAGUGACAUGUCUUUGUUGUAUACCUGUGGUUAAAACCACAGCUGCCUGUAUCAGACCAACUAGUUUAAAAAUCAACCAUGAUUGGUUAUGGUCGAAAUAACUUCACGUGGAAUGGAAGUCUGAGGGAGCUUGGAGGCAGCUGCCCAGUGUUUUGUGCAGAGCGAAGGCGUACAAGCAUGACAGCCAUCACAAGCUCCUGCAGUGGUCUAGAGGUCCUCCUUUCCACCCUUCAGAAUGCAGGAGAUGUGGAAAGCACCUUAAAUGUCCUCAAAGUCCUGGAUGAGCUUCUUUCAGCUGGUACAGAUCGUCGCUUCCACUAUAUGAUCAGUAAAGGUGGUAGCGAGGCCUUGCUGACUGCACUGGUUAAAUUUGGCCGAAGUUUCAGUCCUAACUACACUGUUCUGCUUCCACUGCUACAGUUGCUGGCUAAGGUUGGAUACAGAGACUGUCGUAUUGGCAUGAAGGCAGAGGAGGCUGGAGCUGUUUUGCUUACUCUGAAUCUGCUUAGGCACAAUGUCAAAGAUGACAUGAGGGCUGCAGCCUGCCUGUGGGCGAUCCAGGUGUUCUCCUCUUCAGUUUCUACAGCAAACCUAAUAGGAGAAAACCAUGGACUGGAUGUCAUCUUUUCUCUCAUCCCACACUAUACUACCAAACACCUGCACACUAUUAAGGCAGCCAUUCAUGCUUUUUCUGCUCUGCUGGGCACAAAGGCCAAUGUCCGCUCAGUGGUGUCGAAGGGUUACAUCUCUGGCCUUUUACAGCUGUACAAGGACUGGCACAGCAAGGACACUCAGCAUGUUGCCACAGCAAUCUGCCACGUGCUGCUGUGCUGCCUCCAUAAACUCACCCACAUUACUGCAGGCAGACAGGCUUUCAUAACAGAGGGAGGCCUUGCACUGCUGUAUCAAACUACACAGACUUGUUUGUUGAGUAAAUGUUUGGAAUCUCUAGUGGAGCCCUCUAUGCAGCUGAUGAGGAAGUGUCUUCCUAGAACACCGCUACCACUUCCAUCAGAUCUGUCUGCAUACACGUUCCCCCUGCCUGGAAAGUCAAAUGGCAUGGCUGAUGUGGAUGCGGCACUGGAUGAAAGCGGCAAGGACAGUGAUGAAGAUGAUGAAAAUAAUCAGAACACAGACAGCAGAGACUAUGAUGAAGACUUGGAGACUGACCUGAAUAAACUUCUCAGUCGUCCUGAUCCAGACAGACCAAAGUACCUGCUGCCAUAUUACAGCUUCCUCUGUCCUGAACUGUCUCAUGACUUCCAGGAACUGGAUCUGAGUUCAGAGUCAGAGGAGAGUUCAUCCUCAUCAUCACUACUUUAUGAAGAAGAUAUGCUGCUCCACAGUCUACUCUCCUCUAGAAGCAGGAGGCGGAGCAGCAAUUCAUCCACUUCCUCUCUGAGCUCUCACACUGAUACAGCGGCCUCCAGAACAUACACAGAUACUUCCCAGAUAGAGGCCUGUGAUGUGGACAGUCAGAGCAGCGCCCUCAGCACCAGCCCCAGCAUUAGGACCAUGGUUAGAGCAGCAACGGAUAAGGAUGGCUCCCCAGGUCAAAGAAAGCAUGGGCAGGACGAUGAGGUGGAGGGACCAGAAGAAGAAUCCCAUUACUCAACAACCAUAGACAGACUGUUGGAAAAACAUGGACCCCGCAUCCUCCACCACGAACCCAAGCUGUACUGUAGCACAGCCACCAAAACUAAAUCUAUUCCAGGAUUCAACGUCUUGGCAUUCCCUGAUUUUUGGGGUCAUCUUCCACCACCUGGAUGUGAACCAAUGCCCCCACGCAAAGCCAACAUACAGAGGCAGAAAGUGUUCCAAGAUAUCCAACGUUUCCUGAAUCUUGCUGACCUCAUAAACGAAGUAGUCUUUGACUUGGAAGACAGCAGUGUUGAGUCACGGUGCGAUUCCUUGAAGUUCUUCUCCAAGUUUGAAUGUGGGAACCUGAGGAAGGCUGUGCAGGUCCGCAGAUAUGAAUAUGACCUCAUAUUGAACGCAGAUGCUAACUGCUCCCAGCACACUCAGUGGUUUUACUUUGAAGUCAGUAACAUGGUGGCAGACACCCCUUAUCGUUUCAAUGUAAUCAACUGUGAGAAGAGCAACAGUCAGUUCAACUACGGAAUGCAGCCAGUGCUCUACUCUGUUAAGGAAGCUUUGGAGGGUCGACCACACUGGGUGAGGGCUGGAACUGAAAUCUGUUAUUUCAGAAACCACUUUUGCCCAGUUCGAGGCAGACAAAGAGCAACUUUUUACACACUGACGUUUACGGUUAGCUUCAAACACACUGAGGAUGUGUGCUACCUGGCCUACCACUACCCCUACACAUAUUCUGCUCUACAGGUUCACCUGAAAGUGCUUCAGCAGUCAGUCGAUCCUGCCACUACGUAUUUUCGGCAACAGAAUCUCUGUGGAAGUUUGGCUGGAAACAUGUGUCCAGUAGUCACUAUAACAGCUUACCCUGCCAAGAAGGCCUGGAAAGACAUGCACCAGCUCCGUAAUCGUCCAUGUAUCCUGCUGACCGGCCGUGUCCAUCCUGGUGAAUCUAAUGCCAGCUGGGUAAUGAAGGGCACCCUGGAAUUUCUGUGCAGCAAUGACCCAGUGGCCCAAAGUCUGAGGGAGGCCUUUAUAUUUAAAAUCAUACCCAUGCUCAAUCCAGAUGGAGUCAUCAAUGGCAUGAAUCGCUGUGAUCUAAAUGGUAAGGACCUUAAUCGCCAGUGGUGCAAACCGGAUCCUAUCCUCAGUCCUACCAUCUAUCACACCAAGGGCUUUCUGUACUACCUCAACAGUAUAGGACGGACUCCUCUGAUUUUCUGUGACUACCACGGUCACUCUAGAAAGAAGAAUGUUUUCCUGUAUGGCUGUAGUGUCAAAGAAACUCUGUGGCAGUCCGGUUCUACUGUUGACACAGUGGGACUGAAGGAAGACCCUGGAUAUAGAACUCUUGCAAAGAUCUUGGAUCGUAUUGCACCAUCCUUUUCAAUCAACAGCUGCAACUAUUUGGUGGAAAAGUCUCGCUCUGCCACAGCCAGGGUGGUUGUGUGGAGGGAGAUAGGUGUGCUGAGAAGUUACACCAUGGAGAGUACCUACAAUGGCUGUGACCAAGGCAUAUACAAAGGCCUACAGACAGGAACCAGAGAAAUGCAGGAGAUGGGGGCUAAGUUCUGCCACAGUCUACUGUCAUUGAUAAAAGACACAAAGGCUGUUUACAGCACAAGACUCAUCAAGCACGUGGAAUUUGACCACGCUUCUCACAACUGCUUUGAAGACGACGAGCCUCCGUGCGUUGAGGAGAUUGAGUAUUCCACAAACUGCUGCGCACUUAAAGACACUGAUCUGGAUUCAGAGGUCGACACUGCCAUUGCUGAUUAAGAGCAGGAGGGCGUUGAAGGGCACGAGGAGCAAAGCAUCAAGGCAGCAACAGGCAAGUGCAGCAAUCAAGCGUGAAGAGUCUAUUCCCCGACCUGAUCAGACAGGCCAGCAUGGAGACGCUCAGCGAGAAAAGAUACCCCAGUACUGGUGUGAGCGUCGCAAACGGAAAGAUGAUGAACUGAACCAGUGUUUGUAGGUUUUUGUUUUGAUGCAGACUGUCAGAGAUCAACAAAUGUGAAAGCGGUCCUAAGUAUUGCUUUCCUGAGUGACACACAUCAUCUUCAUCUAAAUGAUUAUGUACUGUCUGGAGUCAAAAUCCCAACACUGUGUGCGGAUGAUGCUCAGCACGUUUCCUGUUGUGUAACUCAACUGUCCAUUUAAUGACAUUUCCUGAACUCUACAGCCAUCUGUGAAUUUUCCUUACAUGUGUGUCUCCUGAGUCAUGCAUUUGACAGCUGUCUGUUGGUAUGUGGUGACAGAUGUGAUUAAACUUGGGCUGUGGUUGAGUGUAAAGCCAAACAUUG